AUGGCGCUGGUGGCUGGCACCACUCUCGCAACGCCAUUGCCGACGCAAAACAACGACAACGAACUGCCCGCCCGCGCCGCCGAUGCAGUCCAACAGCUUAUCGCCAUCGCGCCCACCUCCAACACUUGCAUCGGCGCGUCCUUCCCGGACGAGUGCUCGGUCUCAUCCGCAACAGUCGUCAACGCCCUGCUCGCCGGCUUCACAACAUACAGUAUCACCACGGCGGCCGAGCAAGCCGCACUCCUCUCCUGGAUGGCGUUCGAAUCCGGCGACUUCAAAUUCAACCGCAAUCACUUCCCGGCGCCCGGUCGGCCUGGCCAAGGCACCCGUGCCAUGCUGAUGCCGAACUUCGUCGCCGAGUAUGCUGCUAGCAUCCCCGAGCUGGCGCCACAGGUUGCCGCGGCCGCGGGGGAUCCGGCGAAGGUGCUCGAGCUGGUGCAGCCGGAUCAGUACGCUUGGGCGGCCGCGUCGUGGUAUUAUGCGACUAAGUGCUCGACGGAGCAGAGGGCGAUGGUGGUUGAUGGUGGACUGCAGGGCUGGCAGAAUGGGUUUAUCACUGGCUGUGUGCAGACGGCGAAUUCCCCUGAGCGUCAGGCUUACUGGACAAGGGCACGUCAGGCGCUGGGUGCACCUGUUUGA
Exophiala aquamarina CBS 119918 is the source of this 639-nucleotide messenger RNA. RefSeq lists its product as uncharacterized. Lineage: Eukaryota; Fungi; Ascomycota; Eurotiomycetes; Chaetothyriales; Herpotrichiellaceae. Bases 1 to 639 code for a protein of 212 amino acids. The transcript has a single exon. The record is from RefSeq and is a predicted model, not a curated record.